GAUGAUCUCCCAGGUCUUCAUCUUGUCCUCGAAGGGGGACCACCUCAUCUACAAAGACUUCCGUGGAGAAGCUGGCAGCGACGUCGUUGGUAUUUUCUAUGAGAAGGUCACAGCGCUGACCGGAGACCAGCCUCCGGUCGUCAUGAAUCACAGGGAUCUUUACUUUGUCCACAUCAGGCAGGGAGGACUGUAUUGGGUCGCCACGACCACAGCCGACUCCUCGCCGUUCACCAUCAUCGAGUUUCUCAACAGGUUAGCAGCUCUGGUUAAAGAUUACUGCGGCAGCUUGUCAGAGAAGUCGGUGCAGAUGAACUUCGCCCUCAUCUACGAACUACUGGACGAGGUCGUGGACUACGGUUACAUCCAGACGACGUCCUCUGACGUCCUGAAGAACUUCAUCCAGACUGAAGCCGUUUCCUCCAGGCCGUUCAGCUUGUUUGACCUCAGCAACGUGGGCCUGUUUGGAGCAGAGACGCAGCAGAGCAAAGUGGCUCCGAGCUCUGCGGCCACCCGGCCCAUCCAGUCCAGCAGAGAGCAGGGAGGGAAGAGCGAGAUAUUCGUGGACGUGAUUGAGAGGAUGACGGUCGUCAUCGGUUCCAACGGAGUUCUGAUGAAGGCGGACGUGGAGGGCGAGAUCAGAGUGAAGUGCUACAUGCCGAGCUGCUCAGAGAUGCGAAUCGGCCUGAACGAGGAGUUCAGCAUCGGCAAGUCGCAGCUCAGAGGUUAUGGCGCUGCCGUUCUCGAUGAGUGCAGCUUCCACCAGGCGGUCCGACUGGACGAGUUCGACAGCCAUCGGAUCCUCCGCCUGUGUCCCAGCCAGGGAGAGCAAACGGUGAUGCAGUACCAGCUGAGCGACGACCUGCCGUCAGUGCUGCCCUUCCGUCUCUUCCCGACCAUUGAGAGAGACAACGGAGGAAGGCUCCUGAUGUACAUGAAGCUUCGCUGCGAUCUGCCACCAAAGAGUGCUGCCAUCAACGUGUGCGCCACCAUCCCCGUUCCCAAAGGCUCUGUGAGUUUGUCGCAGGAGCUGAGCAGCCCGGAUCAGAGUGCCGAGCUGAAGCCUCAGAGCAGGGCCGUCGUCUGGCAGAUCCCUCGCUUCGCCGGAGGGACGCAGCUCUCAGCCCUGUUCAAGCUGGAGGUGCCCAGCCUCAGCUCGGCUUCCAUGUUGGAGGUCGGUCCGGUUGGGCUGAGCUUCGAGCUGCCGAAGAUCACUGCCACGGGGCUGCAGAUCCGCUUCCUGCGCCUGUCACCUAUCCAGCCCGGCCCAUCGCAGCGCUGGGUCCGAUACGUCACCCACUCGGACUCCUACACAAUCAGGAUCUGAACCUUUGGAUUAUCUGAGCAAUUACAGCCUUAAAUUCCACAGUGAAUCAGCGAGAUGAUGAGUUCACUGACUGCUGGAGACGAGACACAUGAAAUAAUGUAUAUGUGAUUCUACUGUUUGUAAAUUAAAGUCAGGCUGUUUCA
Molecule: messenger RNA, 1467 nt
Organism: Archocentrus centrarchus (flier cichlid)
Lineage: Eukaryota; Metazoa; Chordata; Actinopteri; Cichliformes; Cichlidae
Gene: ap4m1
Product: adaptor related protein complex 4 subunit mu 1
Biological process (GO): intracellular protein transport; vesicle-mediated transport
Cellular component (GO): clathrin adaptor complex
Source: RefSeq, a predicted model, not a curated record